UGCGCGGAAUAAAUGUGUGUGUAGUGUGUCGAGCUCAGUACGCGAGUUUUCGCCAAACGACUAGCUCUUCUAACGAGCGCUACGAUGAUGAUUGGGAACAGGUAAAACAUCAUUUUUAGAGGAGGUGUCUACAUUUUAUAAACGACAGUCAUAAUACGUAUCACACAUUGGAUAUAUGCAUAAUAAUAUAUUCAAAUAUAGUUUGACGGAUAUAUUAAUAGAAUCGUGUAUGUGGUGUGUGUAACAGAAACGAAUUGCACGCGAAUGUGUGUGCGUGUAUUGUUAUUAUUUUUUGGAAAUUAGUUCGUAAAAAUGCAACACGUUAAACCGUCCGCAAAAGGCGACCCGCUAUGUCCGCUUGGAUUCCACCCACAAGUUCGUUGGCCAACCAAAUGCAAACGAUGUUUCAGGGACUAUAAAGAUCAUUCUAACAGAAAUAAAGAUAAUGGAAAGUCAUCACUUAGAAAAGAUGAUACUACACUAUCGACCCCAUCUUUAAAUAACGAGGCAAAUGAAUCAAUAAGUUUAAAAAAUAUAUCAUCAGAUAUGAUAACAAACAAUAGUGGAAACUACGUUAAAAUAGACAAAGGUUGUGGACCUAGUCAAAAGACUACAUCAUGGACAUCAACGCCAGACUUGACAACACUUUCAGAUAGUGUUACAUCCCAAGUUAAAAAAUUAGAAGAUAAUGAACAACAAGAAAUUCCAGAAUACACGGUUCGGAGAAGAACAAAUCUUUCACGCAAGGAUUCUGUGGAUGUAGAUAGUCCAAGAAAUAGUUACAAUGGAGAUAUCGCCCAAUAUACACCGGUGCAUAUGAAAUCAAUGCCAAAUGAAAAAAAUAUGUAUAAUGAUGAUGAAGAUACUAUUAGUUUAGCUGACUCUGAUACUACAACUGAUACUUAUGCUACUAUUAUAAAUGAAGAAGAUUUACAUGACCAAGUAAUGCAUUUAAAAGCUGAAUUAAAAUUGACCAAAGAAAAAUGUGAAAAAGCAGAACGAGAAAAAAGUGAUAUUUUACUAAGACGGCUAGCGUCUUUGGAUACUACACCGACAUCUCGUACAACAGCUUCUGAAUUAUUGAAGCACCAACAAAAGAUAAAUGAUUUGAAAUCUACUUGUGAUAGUCUCAGUGAUGAAAAGAGAAUUCUUACACAACGUGUUCAUGAAUUAGAAAUUGAGCUGAAUAAAAACAAGAAUAUUAAAAUGAAGUCAGAUGAUAUUCAGUUGGUUCGUUCUAAGUUAAUAGCUGCUGAAACUAAAAUUGAGGAUUUGACAGAAGAAAACAAUGAUUUAAAUAAAGAAAUACAUAAUAUGGAGCAAGAGAUGAGAGAUAAUUUUCGAGAGGAACAAGACAAUGAAUUUAUCAUGCUAAAAAGAGAAUUUGACCAAGUUUCAAAAAAUUGUCGAAUUUUAGCAUUUAAAUUAAAAAAAGCUGAGAGAAGAAUGGAAGAGUUGGAUAAUGAAAAAAUUGAAAAUGAAAAAAAAACUAAAGAGGUAUAACUAAGUUUUGUAAAUACUAAUAAAUAUUGUUAUUGUUAUUUAAACAUAUUUUUUUAUUUACAGUUAAUAGAACGAUUACAAGGGGAUUUAGAAAAAUCUAAAUCAAAUGUAUCACAAGGGGAUCAAAAAAAAAGACCUAUGUUGGGCAUGAUACCUAAGACUGCAUCUGGAGAAAGGGUUUCAAGAGAAUCAUUGACUCGAGGUGAUUCCCAAGAAGAUCCUGUUCAACUUCAGAGGGAUUUACAAGAUUCAAUUGAAAGAGAAGCUGAUAUGAGAGAGCAAUUAAGAUUUUCUGAAGAAGAAGCUAAAAUGUUGAGGAACAAAGUAAGUCGUUUAGAAGAAGAUAACGAGUCAAUGGUAUUGCAACUCAAGAAAAUGGCUACAAAAACAAGUAAAUAUUAAAUUAUACAUUUCUUUCAAUUAAUAACGAAAAAAAAUUGAUUUAUAGGUUAUCGUCCAACAAAUAUUGCUGACAGAGAUGAGGGAAUUUCAGAUGUUGAAGAUGCAACAGAAUUAAAAUUACUUCUUGAGCUCAGUGAACAAGAAAUUACAGUGCUAAAAAGAAAAAUAGAAGAAUUUGAAGAAGAAAAAGAUCAACUUAAAGCUAAAGUUUUAGAAUAUCAAACUAAAUUAGCAUCUAAAAAAACUUAUAAACCAAUAUCCAAACCGGCACAAACCAAGACUAAAGAGGUUAAAGCUGAUUUUGAUAAGCAGACAAAGGCUGUUAAGCAGUUGGAAGUUAAAACAAUAGACCUUGAAAACCAACUUAAGAGUGAGAGACAACAGAUUGAAAGUUUAAAAUCAAUACAUAAAAAAGAAUUAAUAAACAAAGAAGAAUGUAUAAAAAAAUUACAAGAACAAUCGACUUUUGAAGAAAAUAGAAUAGAAAAUGAAAUGAUAAUCGAACGAAAGAAUUACAAAGAUAUUUUAAACAAAUAUGAAAUUUUGCAAAAAGAACAUAUAGAUGCUAAAAGUAAAAUGACAGCAGAAAAAGAAAAACUACAAUGUUUGUUAGAAAGUAGAAAAAAAGAUGCAUUAAAAGUUGAAGUGGAGUUAAAAGCAUUGAAAGAUAAAUACAACAUUUCAAUUGAUUUAUGGAACAAGGAAAAAUUGGAAAUGCAGAACAAAUUAAAGGAUCUAGAAAUAGCUCAUUCAAAUGAUUCGUGGAUAAAAGAGAAAGAAACUAUGAAAAAGAAUUUGGAUGAAUAUUUAAAAGAAAUAAGAACAUUAAAUAAACAAUGUAGUCAGUAUAUAGAACAGAUAGAAAAACUUAAAAAAGAUAAUGAAAAUUUACAAAGGAAUUUAGAUGAUUUUGAGAAGGUUGUCAAAAUCCAACACAGUAGGUCAAUGGAGACAGAAUUAUUGGAAAAAAAUCUAAAAGACAUGAAAAUAAAGCUAUACAAUGAAGAACAAGCUAGAAAAACAGAAGUUGCUGCUUUAAAAGUACGUUAUGACAAUCGCAUGUCAGUUCUUUCUGAAGAGUUAAAGAACAGUCAGUUUCAAACACUUAGAUUCAAAAGAGAACGUGAUUCAUUUAAACAAAUAUUGGAUUCAGCAGAUUCUAACUAUCAAAAAGGAAAUUGUAAGGUUCAAAAUAAUGAUAAUCAGAAAGAAGAAUUUCACAAUUUACAGCAACAAGUAUCUUGUAUGGAAGAACAACUUUCAGAAGCAAGACUUGAAUGUUCGAGGUUGAAAACAGAAUUAGUAUCAGAAAAGUCAGCUUGGGAAAUAACAAAAUCAGAAAUGACAUCUUCUAUUAAUAAAUUGGAAGAAGAACGACUGUUAAAUUCAGGAAGAUCUAAAUUAACAGGUUUGAAGGCUAGAAUGGAGCUUGCAUGGCAAAAAGAACGUGAAGAGCAACAACGUCUUUUGCAAGAGACAUCAACAUUAGCUAGAGAUUUAAGACAAACAUUAUAUGAAGUUGAACGAGAGAGGGACAAGGAUCGUUUAGAAUCAAAAAGGCGUAUUGAUCAGCUUACAAAAAAUAUGGAGAUUGAUCAACAAGAAAAUAGGAAGAAAACUAAUGAGAUGCAAUGUGAUCUAAUGGAUUUGCGAGAUGCUCAUGCAAAGCUAAGAACAAUAAAUGAAAAAUUAAGAAAAGAAAAAGACAAAAUAGAACAAGAAUGUGAGUCUUUAAGAUUAUGCAAUGUUCGGCUAAGAACUGAUCCUCAAAUUGAGGUUAAAAUUAAUAAUUUAUCACAGUUGAUCAAAAGUUUAACUAUAAUGGUAAAUGAAAACCAUGAACUGACAAAUAAAUCUAUAAAUUCGAUAAUUGCGCCUACACCACCAGCUAGAAGAAAAUCGUCUACAUCUAGAGAAGCAUCACCAGAUUUAAAUUCCAGUCAAAUAUUAAAUAACAACAAUAAUGAACAAAUUAAACAAUUAUUAAAUAAAGUUAAUGAGAUAACUAAAGAUUUAGUAAUAAAUACAAAUCAAUCAGAUAUCAGAUCAAAACGUGCAGUAUUUGGAGUCAGGUCAUCAUCAACUGAAAAUGAUUUCCAUGAUAAGCCUCCAAUUAGAGGUAGUUUGUAUAGAAAAAGUCUUUCAUUAGAACAAAAUUUUGGGAAUACUGAUCAAGAUAUAUGGAAACGAGAUGAACGCAGCCAAUCUAGAAAUAGACUUACAAAACAACCAAAUAGUUUUGACAGCCAACAAUCAAAUAGUUCUUCCAAAAGUGAUAUAGUAAGUGGAGAAAAAACUAAAAAAAAAGGACUUUUUGGUAAACUAAAGAAAUUAACUAAAAGUUCAAAAAGCUUUGAUAAUGAUACCGAUUUGUCCUUUAAAAGCAGUUCUAGUAUUUACAAUAUUGAUGUUUCUUCUAGUAAAGAUUCUAGAGGGAAACAUAAUGAUGUGUAUAAACCUUCAACAUUACCCAACUUUAAAAAAGAGAGCAAUGUCUCCGUCAAUAUUUAGAAGAUCAGAAAGUUCAAGGACAUCUCCAUCUCCAUCAAUACGUUCAGAUGAAUAUGAAGAAAUUUCUUAGAUAAUCAUUAAAAAUAGUAAAAUAUUUGUAGUAUUUUAUGAUUGGUUGCAUGCAAGUGCAAUUCAAACUACUACAUUAAAUCAUCUAUAUUCUAUAUUAUUUAAAGUAUUACAUUCUCUAUGUAGUAUUUUACAUUUAUAUA
Molecule: messenger RNA, 4628 nt
Organism: Melanaphis sacchari
Lineage: Eukaryota; Metazoa; Arthropoda; Insecta; Hemiptera; Aphididae
Product: golgin subfamily A member 6-like protein 22
Exons: 27
Source: RefSeq, a predicted model, not a curated record